AUGACUUCUCCAGAUGCUGAGAUGGCUGCCUUUGGGGAGGCAGCUCCCUACCUGAGAAAGUCAGAGAAGGAAAGGAUUGAGGCCCAGAAUAAGCCUUUUGAUGCCAAAUCCUCAGUCUUUGUGGUACAUCCAAAGGAAUCUUUUGUGAAAGGAACCAUCCAAAGCAGGGAAUCAGGGAAGGUCACUGUGAAGUCCGAAGCAGGAGAAACUCUGACUGUGAAGGAAGAUCAAAUCUUCUCCAUGAAUCCUCCCAAGUAUGAUAAAAUUGAGGACAUGGCCAUGAUGACCCACCUCCACGAACCCGCUGUGCUGUACAACCUCAAAGAGCGUUAUGCAGCCUGGAUGAUCUAUACCUACUCGGGUCUCUUCUGUGUGACUGUAAACCCCUACAAGUGGCUGCCGGUGUACAACCCGGAGGUGGUGUUGGCCUACCGAGGCAAAAAGCGCCAGGAGGCCCCUCCACACAUCUUCUCCAUCUCUGACAAUGCCUAUCAGUUCAUGCUGACUGACCGCGAGAAUCAGUCAAUCCUGAUCACUGGAGAAUCUGGUGCAGGGAAGACUGUGAACACAAAGCGUGUCAUCCAGUACUUUGCAACAAUUGCAGCGAGUGGGGAGAAGAAGAAGGAGGAUCAGUCUGGCAAAAUGCAGGGAACUCUUGAGGAUCAAAUCAUUAGUGCCAACCCACUGCUGGAGGCAUUUGGAAAUGCUAAGACUGUGAGGAAUGACAACUCCUCGCGCUUUGGCAAAUUCAUCAGAAUCCACUUUGGGGCCACAGGCAAACUGGCUUCUGCUGACAUUGAAACUUAUCUACUGGAGAAGUCCAGAGUCACUUUCCAGCUCAAGGCAGAAAGAAGCUACCACAUUUUUUAUCAGAUCAUGUCCAACAAGAAGCCAGAGCUGAUUGACAUGCUUCUCAUUACCACCAACCCAUAUGAUUUUCAUUAUGUGAGUCAAGGUGAGGUCACUGUACCCAGUAUUGAUGACCAGGAGGAGCUCAUGGCUACAGACAGUGCCAUUGACAUCCUGGGCUUCACUGCUGAUGAAAAGACUGCCAUUUACAAGCUGACAGGCGCUGUCAUGCACUAUGGGAACUUGAAGUUCAAGCAGAAACAGCGAGAGGAGCAGGCAGAGCCAGAUGGCACAGAAGUGGCUGACAAGGCUGCCUACCUGAUGGGCCUGAACUCAGCAGACCUUCUCAAAGCCCUGUGUUACCCUCGAGUGAAGGUUGGGAAUGAAUUUGUGACAAAAGGUCAAACUGUCGAACAGGUGAACAAUGCAGUGGGUGCCUUAGCAAAAGCUGUCUAUGAGAAGAUGUUCUUGUGGAUGGUUGUUCGCAUCAAUCAACAGCUGGAUACCAAGCAACCCAGACAGUACUUCAUUGGUGUCUUGGACAUUGCUGGUUUUGAGAUCUUUGAUUUCAACAGCUUUGAGCAGCUGUGCAUCAAUUUCACCAAUGAGAAACUGCAGCAGUUCUUCAACCACCACAUGUUCGUGCUGGAGCAGGAGGAGUACAAGAAGGAAGGAAUCGAAUGGGAAUUCAUUGACUUUGGGAUGGACCUGGCUGCUUGCAUUGAACUCAUUGAAAAGCCCAUGGGCAUCUUUUCCAUCCUGGAAGAGGAGUGCAUGUUCCCCAAGGCAACUGACACCUCUUUCAAGAACAAGCUCUAUGACCAGCAUCUGGGCAAGUCCAAUAAUUUCCAGAAGCCCAAGCCUGCCAAAGGCAAGGCUGAGGCCCACUUCUCCCUGGUGCACUAUGCUGGCACAGUGGACUACAACAUCUCUGGCUGGCUUGAGAAGAACAAGGACCCCCUGAAUGAAACUGUCAUUGGGUUGUACCAGAAAUCAUCUCUGAAGACACUGUCAUUACUCUUUGCGGCCUAUGGUGGUGAAGCUGAGGCUGCUGGUGGUGGUGGUGGUAAGAAGGGUGGUAAGAAGAAGGGUUCUUCUUUCCAGACAGUCUCAGCUCUUUUCCGUGAGAAUUUAAACAAGCUAAUGGCUAACCUGAGAAGCACUCACCCCCAUUUUGUACGCUGCAUCAUUCCAAAUGAAACAAAAACACCAGGUGCCAUGGAACAUGAGCUGGUGCUGCACCAGCUGCGGUGUAAUGGUGUGUUAGAAGGGAUCAGGAUUUGCAGGAAAGGAUUCCCCAGCAGAGUUCUGUAUGCUGACUUCAAACAAAGAUACAGAGUGCUUAAUGCCAGUGCUAUUCCAGAGGGACAGUUCAUGGACAGCAAGAAGGCUUCAGAGAAGCUCCUUGGGUCCAUCGAUGUGGACCACACCCAGUACAGAUUUGGUCACACCAAGGUGUUCUUCAAAGCCGGGCUAAUAGGUCUUCUGGAGGAGAUGAGAGAUGAGAAGCUAGCAGAGAUUAUGACCAGGACGCAGGCCAGAUGCAGGGGCUUCCUGAUGAGAGUGGAGUAUAGGAAAAUGGUGGAGAGGAGGGAUGCCAUCUUCUGUAUCCAGUAUAAUGUUCGUGCAUUCAUGAAUGUCAAGCACUGGCCCUGGAUGAAGCUGUUCUUCAAAAUCAAGCCCUUGCUGAAGAGUGCAGAAUCUGAGAAGGAGAUGGCCAACAUGAAGCAAGAGUUUGAGAAAACCAAGGAAGAGCUUGCAAAGUCUGAGGCAAAGAGGAAGGAGCUAGAGGAGAAAAUGGUGACCUUGUUGCAGGAAAAAAAUGACUUGCAGCUCCAAGUGCAGGCAGUGAGUGUCACCAUUUAUUUGUGCCUUUUUUUUUUUUUUUAUCUUCUUUUUGUUUGUUUGUUUAUUUGUUUUUCCAAGCAGAGGAAGCUGAUUAAAUUGCAAUAGAAAAAAAGUCACACA
Oxyura jamaicensis (ruddy duck) is the source of this 2817-nucleotide messenger RNA. Its product is annotated as myosin heavy chain, skeletal muscle, adult-like. The record is from RefSeq and is a predicted model, not a curated record. Gene Ontology annotation, biological process: actin filament organization; vesicle transport along actin filament. The transcript is spliced from 20 exons. Gene Ontology annotation, molecular function: ATP binding; actin filament binding; microfilament motor activity. Lineage: Eukaryota; Metazoa; Chordata; Aves; Anseriformes; Anatidae. Gene Ontology annotation, cellular component: vesicle; myosin complex; cytoplasm. Bases 1 to 2802 code for a protein of 933 amino acids.